Messenger RNA from Colletotrichum fioriniae, 453 nucleotides. It is a transcript of the gene UBC35, whose product is annotated as Ubiquitin-conjugating enzyme E2 35. The record is from RefSeq and is a predicted model, not a curated record. NCBI's taxonomy places the organism in Eukaryota, Fungi, Ascomycota, Sordariomycetes, Glomerellales, Glomerellaceae.
AUGGCUUUGCCUAAGCGUAUUGUCAAGGAGACGGAGCGUCUCAUGGCUGAGCCGGUACCCGGAAUCAGUGCCGUCCCUCACGAGGACAACCUCCGCUACUUUGAUGUCGAAAUUCACGGACCUACGCAAUCUCCGUAUGAAGGCGGUGUCUUCAAGCUCGAGCUCUUCCUUCCCGACGACUACCCCAUGACUCCCCCCAAGAUUCGCUUCCUCACCAAGAUCUUCCACCCCAAUGUCGACAAGCUGGGCCGCAUCUGCCUCGAUGUUCUGAAGAACAACUGGUCCCCUGCCCUUCAGAUCCGCACUAUUCUUCUGUCAAUCCAGGCCCUCCUCGGCGCCCCCAACCCCGAUGACCCCCUCGCCGCCGACGUCGCGAAGAGCUGGAAGGAGGACGAGCAGGCCGCCAUCGCGACGGCCAAAGAGUGGACCACGAAAUUCGCUGUGCCCAAAUAG